AGAAAACGUUUCGUCGUGCUGGUCGUAUUCGCCAUGUUUUGGGGACCUCAUGAAUGUAAAGAUAUCAGCGUUGAAAAAAGAAGUCAAAUCAAUCCUGAUGUUGCAAAAAUCUUGUCUGACUACGCUAAAAGGAUAAAGGAUCUGGAGUCAAAGCAAGGAUGGUGUAAGGAUGGCGCGCCAGGAGUACCAGGGUUACCCGGAAAACCAGGCAAGGAUGGCCGUGAUGGUUUGCCAGGAAAAGAUGGCGUCGGUUUACCAGGCUCAGCAGGUCCAAGAGGACGAGAUGGUCGUGAUGGCCAACAUGGUGCCCCUGGACCAAAAGGAAGUGCUGGUUCGCAAGGUCCGCGUGGUGAUCACGGAAUAAGGGGUCCUCCUGGUCCCAAAAGUGGCGGUGUUCAGUACAUACGCUGGGGAAGGAGCACGUGUCCUUCUGAUGCAAAACUUGUCUACAAAGGUCGUGUGGGUGGAGAGCAUUACAGCCAUACAGGUGGUGGUUCCAACUAUGUAUGCCUGACAGAAAACCCGAAGUACGCAAGUUACACAAACACCCUCGAAAAGGUGUCAGCAUUCAUGUUUGGAGCUGAGUACGAGCUUAGUAGCGGUCACGCAAACCCAUUUAACAAACAAAACCUUCACAACCACGACGUCCCUUGUGCUGUGUGCUUUGUUCCAAACCGUAACACUAAACUGAUGAUCCCGGCAACUUACGAUUGUCCUGCGGGAUGGUCCAAAGAGUACUGGGGAUACCUUAUGACAGAGUAUUACAAUCACCAAAGUCAGAAAGGAUUCAUUUGCGUUGAUCAAGACCCUGAGCCCGUCAAAGGAUCGGUUCACAAUCAUAACGGAGCGGUUCUGUAUGGUGUCCAAGGAAGGUGUGGCUCUCUGCCUUGUCUUCCUUACGUUGAAGGCCGGGAACUGACAUGCGCAGUGUGUACCAAGUAAAACUGGAGCAUGCGCAAAAUGAACCAAGUGUUACCGUCGCAUGAGCAAUAAUAUCUUGACCAAUCCUAUUCAAAUAAAAAUAUGUAGUUAAUUGAAUAGAAAAUAAAGCUGAUUCAAAAUGAUA
This is a messenger RNA of Exaiptasia diaphana, 1066 nucleotides long. Its product is annotated as short-chain collagen C4. The record is from RefSeq and is a predicted model, not a curated record. NCBI's taxonomy places the organism in Eukaryota, Metazoa, Cnidaria, Anthozoa, Actiniaria, Aiptasiidae. The transcript is spliced from 7 exons. Bases 34 to 942 code for a protein of 302 amino acids.